ACGUCACCGAGGGGCGUGUCCUCGCCAACAGAGUCGGUCUGUUUGGAGCUAACGUAACUGAAGGGACAGAGCUCAAGUGUUGUUUUGAAUUUUGCUGGAAAUUGCCGACUGCAAAAAGAGGGGAGGGGGAUUUAAGAGCCCGCAAAAGAAGAAAAUGGCGGAUGUCGGAGACUAUGAAAUUCGGCCGGCUCACCCCACGGCGUCCCGCUACAACGGUCCGGUCGUCGGUUCGUCCGCGGGCCAGAACGCAGCAACGGUAACGUCUGGUCCUCGGAUAGUGCGGAUCGUCAAGUCGGAGUCUGGCUACGGUUUCAAUGUUCGCGGUCAGGUCAGCGAAGGAGGGCAGCUUCGGAGCAUCAACGGGGAACUGUACGCUCCUCUUCAGCACGUCAGCGCUGUUCUACCCGGAGGUGCAGCAGACCGAGCGGGGAUAGCGAAGGGUGACAGGAUCCUUGAAGUGAAUGGGGUGAACGUGGAAGGAGCGACCCAUAAGCAAGUGGUGGACCUGAUCCGUGCAGCGGAGAAGGAGCUGAUUCUGGCCGUUCUGUCCGUUCCACCCCAGGAAGCUGAUGGAUUAGAAGGAGGGGAGGAUGUCCAGCCGAACUACGACUACAGUGACAAGCAGGCGGUGCCCAUUUCAAUCCCCAUGUACAAACAUGUGGAGCAGCACUCGGAGAGGUUUGUGGUGUACAACGUGUACAUGUCAGGCAGACAGCUGUGCUCGAAGCGCUAUAGAGAGUUUGCCAUCCUGCACCAAAACCUGAAGAGGGAAUUCUCAAACUUCAACUUCCCAAAGCUUCCUGGGAAAUGGCCCUUCUCCCUGUCCGAACAGCAGCUGGACGCUCGGCGCAGAGGCCUGGAGGAGUACCUGGAGCGAGUGUGUUCUGUGCGGGUGAUAGGGGAGAGUGACAUCAUGCAGGAGUUUCUCUCUGAAUCAGAUGAGAACUACAACGGAGUCACAGACGUGGAGCUGCGGAUAGCGCUGCCUGACAAAACCACCAUCUCUGUGCGGAUUCGUAAAAACAGCACAACGGACCAGGUGUACCAGGCAUUAGUGCUGAAGGUUGGAAUGGACAGUAUUAUGGCAAGCUACUUUGCUCUUUUUGAAGUCAUCAACCAUUCUUUUGUGAGGAAACUCGCUCCAAACGAGUUCCCCCACAAGCUUUAUGUGCAGAACUACACAUCCGCCGUUCCUGGGACGUGCUUAGCGCUCCGCAAAUGGCUGUUCAGUGUCCAAGAAGAAGAGCUGCUCAGAGACAACCCGCUGGCACUACACUACUGCUUCCAUCAGGCACUGGACGAUGUGAAGAAGGGAUUCAUAAAAACAGAGGACAAAUCCUACCAGCUGCAGAAACUGGCAGAGCAGCGCAAGAUGGCCACAUACCUGAGCCUGCUGCGGACAUGCGAGGGCUAUAAUGAGGUGGUCUUCCCCCACUGCUCCUGUGACUCCAGGCGGAAGGGCCAUGUCAUCACCGCCAUCAGCAUCCAUCACUUCAAGCUGCACGCGUGCACCGAGGACGGCACGCUGGAGAACCAGGUAAUAGCUUUUGAGUGGGCAGAGAUGCAGCGCUGGGACACUGACGAGGAAGGCAUGGCUUUCUGCUUCGAGUACGCCAGAGGAGAGAAGAAACCGCGCUGGGUUAAGAUUUUUACUCCAUAUUUCAACUACAUGCAUGAAUGCUUUGAGCGUGUCUUUUGUGAGCUGAAGUGGAGGAAGCAGGUGGAGGAAGAGGAAUCUGAUAAAGACAACAAAAACUGCAGCAACAAUGAGUACCUGCCUCCUCUGGAGACGCAACAGAAGGGAUGGCGCCCCCUAGGGGGGGAAAUUGCAACUUCCUAAAAAAAAAAGAAGAAAAGGGUAUUCUUCACUCAAACUAGAACUGAUCCACUCGCAUCAUCACAGCCACCUACAGAGAGCGACCAUUGACAAACAGAAGAAGUGAGAGUCUGAGGCGGAGGGGGAAAAAAAGUCACUCCCAAAAUAAAUCCAAGGAUGGGCAGAGUGAGAAGAGAAGCGAAGGAGAAUCAGCAUCAACCAGCUUUUGUGUCAUUUACUAGAUCUCCAACGUGUGUCUGUUGUUUUUCCUCCAUGCAUCUACCCUGUGAUGUUUGGCUCAACACUAGAAAAGUCUCACCACUGGACGGGUCGAGGUGUGUAAGCGGCGUACAGGUCGAACACUCUCGCAGCGGAGAGAGCGCCUCUGUGAAAGAGCUGGCUUCUGGGAUGACUAUUGGGUCCAGAUGUUCUGCUGCUGGGUCUCGAAUGGCAACCGAGCCGAGAUGCAGAGAAAAAAGAAGAGGAGAGGUACAGCAGACAAUGGGUUCUACUUCUUAAAGUCAGUGAUAAACACAAGUAAAAUCCUGCUUUACACUUACACUGGUGCUGGACAUUAACAGAUUUUUUUUUUUUUCUGUUUUUGGGGUCCUGACAUUGUCGGAGAAUAUGGCCAGCACAAAUGUAACAAUGAAAAUGGAUGUGUUCGUAAUUAUUUGUAUGUUAACAAUCAUGCCUCUGUUAAGAAAAUAUAGAUUAAUAUAAGACCAAGUAAAAUAGUUUUUUUUUUUUUGUUUGUUUUGAUCUGACAUAAUGAAACGCUAAGUGAACUGCUGGCAGGAACCUCAAACUAAUCUCCAUCUUUCACCUCGUCCUCCAGCCUAAUUCAGCAGAGAGUGACUUCUGUUGGCGCUCGGCCAUUAAUCUCAACAUAUGGAUAUUUAUCCUCAUUCCAAGUGAUUUUUUUUUUUGUAUUUUAGUGGCAAACUGACAGAGCUGGGUGGUUGUGAAGAGGUGGUGUCGACAUUCUCAGCUCCUGAACAAAAUACAUAGAGCCAAAGCUUUAAUAUUUUUGAAAUGUCUCACUUUAUGCAAUGUCAGAUUGUGAAUAUAAACGUGACGGGACGGGAUUCACGAGGUCCUGUGUGCCGAGCUGCAGUUUGUUCAGCGGCCACCAGGGAGCAGCAGCAGCUAAGAUGGGGAGCUGGAAUGGAAAUCUUCUCAGUGCGAUUCCCUCCGGGUCUGUAAGCCACCCGAAAGUAUCAGUCUCCUGCAGUUUGUCCAUUAAGCAAGUCAGGAGGAAAAGAUGUGAUGUGUGUGCGAAAGCACAUGUGCAUGAAGGUGUGUGACUGCCAUCCGCAUUCAGAGUGAUUCCUCCUCCUGCACAUACAUGGAUACAGUAUUUGAUGUGUGCAAAUGCACUUGAUAAACUUUUACAUUUGA
This is a messenger RNA of Xiphophorus couchianus (Monterrey platyfish), 3217 nucleotides long. RefSeq names its product sorting nexin 27a (gene snx27a). The transcript is spliced from 13 exons. Gene Ontology annotation, cellular component: early endosome. Lineage: Eukaryota; Metazoa; Chordata; Actinopteri; Cyprinodontiformes; Poeciliidae. Bases 155 to 1840 code for a protein of 561 amino acids. Gene Ontology annotation, molecular function: protein binding; phosphatidylinositol-3-phosphate binding. Gene Ontology annotation, biological process: intracellular protein transport; endocytic recycling; signal transduction. The record is from RefSeq and is a predicted model, not a curated record.